Bradysia coprophila is the source of this 2213-nucleotide messenger RNA. RefSeq names its product rRNA N(6)-adenosine-methyltransferase ZCCHC4-like. Gene Ontology annotation, cellular component: nucleus; nucleolus; cytoplasm. The record is from RefSeq and is a predicted model, not a curated record. Gene Ontology annotation, molecular function: RNA polymerase II transcription regulatory region sequence-specific DNA binding; zinc ion binding; rRNA (adenine-N6-)-methyltransferase activity. NCBI's taxonomy places the organism in Eukaryota, Metazoa, Arthropoda, Insecta, Diptera, Sciaridae. Gene Ontology annotation, biological process: rRNA methylation; regulation of transcription by RNA polymerase II.
GAUUCCCAAAGCAUCAACUGUCACAAUAUCGCGGUGAGUGUGUACGAUAGGAUAAACUCGAGAGGUUGUUUUCUUUUAUAAAUAAUUUUAAUUUGUGAUUUUUAGUUAUUUCUCGGUAGAAUAAAAUGGACAAUAAUCAUCACUGCUACGACUGCAACAUCAACUUUGAACUAUCGACUAUGUUAUUAAUGCACAAUUUAGAUGUCCACCGAAAGGCUGGAAUAUCUCGCCGGAAAAUUUCAUCAUUUUUAUCGAACCUCCUCGAAAAUGAGACACUCUUCUCAUCUGACAGCGAAUGCGAGUAUCGUAUCACAACCACAGUUCGACGGAUCGCCAAAAUUAAGCCCGAAAUUCAAGCAGUAAAUGAUUUCGACGAUGAUUCAACUAGUAAUCGAAUAACUAGAUCGAAUGCUGUUAAACGUGAACCGGCGGAAGUUGAUCGAAUUGGCGGCGGGGACAGCAGUAAAAUGCCUUGUUAUGUUUGUGGAUUUAUUGCUGAAACGGAACCAAUGUUGAGAGAGCAUGCGGAAAAUGAACAUGGCAUAGCUGUUGAAAGUGGUGAAAUAUCGUUUUCUUCAGACAUUGGUAAACAGGGCUACAAUAUUGAUUCGGUAGAAAAUGGCUGCAUUUCACAGCCCGAACAGACGACGAAAGCUCGUAGAUCAAAGAAAUUUUCUUGUGAAAUUUGUGGGAAACAUUUUAAACAAAAGGCGGCCUUAGUCAAACACAUGCAGAUGCAUUGUCCUAUCGACGAUGCGGAUGAACUUGAGCAAGAUAAUCAAAAUGACGACAUCUCAGACGCUUAUGACACAGACGAUAGUGAAGUUGUCGAUACCAAAGCGAAAUCAACAAGUGGCUUCCCGUGUAAUGUUUGUGGUAAAAUCUAUGAAACGAAGGACCACAUCCUGAGACACUUCAAAACGUUUCAUCCACAUGAUGAUGAUGCACUGACUGCUAUUAUCGAUAUAGUGAUUAAGCAUGAGGGUGAUGGCCUUCCAUGUACAAGUUGUCCGACAGUUCACUCGAAUCGGGACUCACUGCGUCGUCAUUUGCGAAAAGCUCAUCGGAUGCCGAACAGAGACAGUGACAAUAAGUCUACCCAAUUCACCUGUGAUAUCUGCGGUAAAAUGUUCAAUCGCCCCAAGUGCUUUGCGACUCACAUGAAAAAACACAGUGAGGCCACCGUUGUUGUCGAGAAACGUAGAGUCAAAAAUCCGAAAAAGAAAACCCACCUGUGCAGCUUCUGCGGCAAGUCGUAUCCGGGAUCGAAUCAUCUGAAAAUUCAUCUUCGCAUACAUACAGGUGAACGACCGUUCAAAUGCCAAUACUGUGAUAAAACGUUUGCGAUAAAGAAGACGUGGCAGGAUCACACCUAUUCGCAUACGGGUGAAAAACCAUAUUGCUGUCCCGUUGAAAAUUGCGGGAAACGAUUUACCCAUUCAACUGGCGUCAGGCAACACAUGCAGUGUUGUCACAGUUCCGAGAAACAAUUCCAGUGUCCUCAUUGCGAUAAAAAAUGUUCGAAAAAGACACAUUUAGAAGAUCACAUCCGUUCGCAUACCGGCGAACGUCCGUACGAAUGUAAAUAUUGUGGGAUACGAUUCAGGCUAACAUCAACAUUGAGGAUUCAUCACAGAACGCACACAGGUGAACGACCAUUUGUUUGCAAGGUUUGCAAUCGAGGUUUCAUCAAGUCAUACGGUCUGAAGCAACACCUAAAGUCCAAACGUAAUUGCCUUCCAACAACCGUUCAACCAACACUAACGCCAGACAUCGAACAAAUCGAACAUCAACCCCAAGACCAACAGCAACCAACAAUCGAUAACAAUGUCCCCGACGAUGUACAAUUCCAUCAGCUGUUAAUAUUACCACCACAUCAAGUGUUGUCAUAGUGUAGAGUUGACGGUUUUGUUUUAAUUUUUUUUUAAUUUUAAACCCCAUCGAAAUCGUCUCAUUCAAUUUUUUUUUGUUUUAUUGAACGAAUAUAAUUCACACGUCGCUCAAUCACACCAGCCGCACUACAAACAACAUAAAUUAAAUUAAUUUAAAGUAAAAAAUAAAUUGUCAUCAAAAUUCGGCGUUAUAGUCGUGAUGAUAUCGUCGCGGAUUGUACGUGUACAUCCCCAUCGCAUUCGGAUGAUGCGGAUCCAUGUUGUACAAAUCAUUUGGCGGAUAUGAUACGCUCUUUUGCGGAUAGUGAUGGCUAUCGUAAU